Durio zibethinus is the source of this 2017-nucleotide messenger RNA. RefSeq names its product GDP-mannose transporter GONST1-like. NCBI's taxonomy places the organism in Eukaryota, Viridiplantae, Streptophyta, Magnoliopsida, Malvales, Malvaceae. The record is from RefSeq and is a predicted model, not a curated record.
GAAUUGAAUUAAGCAAUAAAGGCAACUCAACGCGGAAUGAGACGCACGACAAGAAAACAAGUUGAAGCAUUCUUGUUUCAACCAACGAACGCGAAAGCAAAGAAAAUUCAAAAAGCCAAAAAAAUCCAAUCUUUUUUAAAUCUAAAAAUAAAAAAGAAAGUUUGGGAGUGGGAGAAAGCCCUUUCAACUUCCUUUUACAUUCUUCUCUUUUUUUGUUCCUUGCCUUUCUCCUUCAAAUCUCAAAACGGCUUUCCUUUGUUUCUCUUUCAGUUUCUCAAAAUUUUUUUUUGGGGCUUAUCACCGCAUUUAACUUUAGUGGGUUAUUUGUUGAUUAUUAGAAGUUACUAAAUAAUUUGAAUGCUCUUUGCAUUCAAAUUUCAAAGCUAUCAACUUCUGAGUUUUGAUGGCUUCAAGAACUUUGUCAAUAGGUGCAUCUCUAGAUUCUCCUGAUGCUCUUUUUGAAAGGAAUGACACCGAAAAUAUCAGUAUGGUUUCCCUUAAAUUUCAUGAAUCAAAUAGGGUGCUAGAUCAGGACCAUCAAGCCUCUAGUCCAGUAAGAAGAGAUGUAGUUAACAGGUCAUUAUCUGCCGUAAAGUUUCUUGAAAAUGAUGAUAUGGACUUGGAGGGUGGUAAGUUGGAAAAGGACAGAGAUAAAAUUAUACGUAGUAACAAGGUAGUUAAAAUACAAAAUCAGGCCUUAUUAUCUGGCCUUGCAUAUUGCAUUUCCUCCUGCAGUAUGAUACUAGUAAACAAGUUUGUGCUCUCUAGCUAUGAUUUCAAUGCUGGGAUAUCCUUGAUGCUGUACCAGAAUUUUAUAUCCGUUGUUAUUGUGUCUGUACUGAGUUCUCUCAGCCUAAUAUCGACGGAACCAAUAACGUGGAGGUUGAUUAAAGUCUGGUUACCUGUGAAUGUCAUAUUUGUUGGGAUGCUUGUGACAAGCAUGUUCAGUUUGAAAUAUAUUAACGUAGCCAUGGUCACGGUCUUGAAGAAUGUCACUAAUGUAAUUACUGCAGUCGGUGAAAUGUAUUUGUUUAAGAAGCAUCAUGAUAGCAGGGUGUGGGCUGCUUUGUUCUUAAUGAUCAUUUCAGCAGUUUCUGGAGGGAUAACUGAUCUUUCAUUUCAUGCUGUUGGAUAUGCUUGGCAGAUUAUAAACUGCUUCUUAACUGCAUCAUAUUCUCUGACCUUGCGUAGGGUCAUGGAUACUGCUAAACAGGUCACCAAAUCUGGAAACUUGAAUGAAUUUUCAAUGGUCUUGCUAAAUAACACACUUUCAUUGCCUUUGGGGAUUCUUCUUAUUUUUGUUUUCAAUGAGGUUGAUUAUCUCUUCACUACACCACUUCUAAGGAUGCCUGACUUCUGGUUGGUAAUGACAUUAAGUGGAUUUUUGGGUCUAGCAAUCAGUUUCACUUCAAUGUGGUUUCUUCAUCAAACCGGGGCAACAACAUACAGCCUCGUGGGAUCAUUGAAUAAAAUUCCUCUCUCUGUUGCCGGGAUUGUUCUUUUCAAAGUCCCUACUAGUUUGGAAAACUCUGCCAGCAUCUUGUUUGGUCUUUUGGCCGGCGUGUUUUUUGCGAGAGCCAAAAUGCAAGAGAGAUCUCAAUCCUGAGUUUUAGUAGCAUUUAUACACUGGUUGCAUCCUGAGUUUUUGUGUAACUUGCACCUCACAACUUGCGAGCAUUGUCAGCAGCAGGAAUCUGUUGACCAGCUUUCAUGGAAGACAGAAAAUGGGGUGGACAAUUGGUUCCAAUCAAGUGUAGAUUGAUGCCAAAUCUUGGCCUGGGGGAGUUUCUUUGAGUUUGGCAUCUGUUUUCGUUGUAACAGAUGCCGCUUAUUUUUAUGUUGUAUUGGGGACCUUACUUAUUGUUUGUCCCCUUGUAUUUUACAUAUUCUUAAUGUAAAUUUAUCUAUGCCUUUUUCUCAAACUUCAAUAUAUAGGGAAAAAUAGUAGUCGCUCAAGAAUUUUUUGUUUAUUUGUUUUUAUUUUAAUGGAAUUCAUGUUCAAGUAGAGAUUUUUUAA